Messenger RNA from Asterias rubens (European starfish), 5359 nucleotides. RefSeq lists its product as uncharacterized. Gene Ontology annotation, molecular function: protein binding. The record is from RefSeq and is a predicted model, not a curated record. Bases 513 to 3587 code for a protein of 1024 amino acids. NCBI's taxonomy places the organism in Eukaryota, Metazoa, Echinodermata, Asteroidea, Forcipulatida, Asteriidae. The transcript has 27 exons.
CACGGUAUUCACGUUUCGGCUGUUUGCGUUGUUAAGAACGCGCUGUGGAUGGGGGACAAAUUAAUGAGCAGUGCAAGUCCGUCGAUCAAUUUUCUGUUAGAAAUCUCAGAAGUUCAGUGAUUGUUGACUCGUGGAUGGCUGACAGUCGGGAGUGAAGACAGCUCAAGCUUGCUUCCCUUGUAGGUGGAGGUGAUCAGGACAGAGGUGAUCAGGGUGGUGAUCAUGAUCGAAAGUUACUGCACUUGACUUUUGCUGAUAUAAUGGAAAAGUGAUUGGCACACCGUCACACUAUUGAACUAGAGCUUCUAACUAGUUUCAGGAAACAAGCUUUUUAGCCAACCAAUGCCCAGCCAGGCCCGCACGAUCAAAAGUGCGAUACUCCGCCCGAAGAGUGAGACUCCCUGUUAAAACUAUAGCUGGAUCAGGACGACGUCCUCAAGAUUUCUGUCAUCAUUGUGUGUGGACUUCGUGUAUGGAUGUGAUGUCUGGUAACCAGACUCUAGUGAUUAUAGAUGUCUAAGUAUCGUUACUCACCGGGGAUGACUCCCGAUGAUCAGCUAAAGGAGAAGGCGAGGGCGCUACAGGCAUUAAAGGAAACCAAUCCAGAGUUCAGGAAGAAACAGCAUCACCUGAGCAUUGGCACCCGCAAUGGUACCCCACAGAGGAGUCCCCCUUCACCCAUCCUGCCUGGCUAUAGACUCACCUGGUCACAGGAGAGGAACAGACUGGACAAGGAGAAACAGAAACUACAGGAGGAACAAGAAAGGAUCAAGCAGGCCAGCAAAAGAUGGAGUUUACCCUCACCUUACGAAGUGUUAGAUCCCAUUAGCAGGAGACCAUACAGCGAUGAUGGAAAGACAAGAUGGGAGGCGGACAUUGCGGACUUUGUCCUCAAAACCCAAGAGAAGAUUCCAGACAUGAUCCUCAACCUCAAAGAAAUGAAGAAACAGGUGCAGACGCAGAAGACAUAUAUAGGAGAUGUUUUAUUAUCCGCUCCUAAAACUUACAAACCAUGGCAGAUGGCUGACUAUUACAUGGUGAGGGAUUUAUUGAUGGAUCUUCUGGAUGAGGUUGUGGAGAAGAGCGAGAGUAAACCAAAGCCCAAGACCUUUGAAGACGGUGUACAACAACAUACCGUGCUUGUGGCUCAACGCGAGCUGGAUACAGCACGGGAGAAGCAGAGUCAAGAGAGGGCGCUACAACUGAUUGCUGAGGAACUUGUUCUGGAGAUUACCUUCGAGCUCGUCCGAUGGACAGUUGAGGAAUACCUAGGACUACAACAAUUUGCAAAUAAACUGAGACAACAUCUAGUCAUGCAGUCUGCUGAAGUAGUGGCAACAGGGAAUCCGUCUGGACGUCCCAGAGAUGACCCAGCCUAUGACCUCAUCACUUCAACCUACGCUCAAAUGUGCAAGGACAGGAAUCAAAACAGGCAGGAGAUUUGGGCGCACAGUCAGCAACUUCAUCUUCAUUCAGAUGAUACCCAGGAGGAUGAAGUCAUCGUUGAGUCAGCAUUCCCUGGAGGUUGUACACCCCUUCAUCUCCUUAAUCUUCCAAUCAAGGUUGGACGGCCACCAGCGGUACCACGAGGUCCUGAUAUGAAGGCAUUUAGGGAACUAGAGAGUAACUACUGGCAGCAAUUAAGCACUGAGUCAGAUUCUAUCUCAUUAACCAAGAAGGUUCAGGGUGUGGUCAUUGCUGCAAUGUCCCCCAACCAGAAAUAUAUGGCACUGGGAUGUCUGCGAGGUGACGUGUUUGUGUAUACAUGUACCUACAGCCAGAAGAAUCCAAUCCCAGUUCGUACUCUGCAGAAUGAGAACACACAGAAUGAUGCUGUCAUUGACAUUACUUGGAGUGUGGACAGUAGUAGGCUCAUCACUAUUAAUGAAACGGGUAUUCUCCAACUGUGGUCCAUGUCUUCCGGCGGUGUCUCCGAGAAGGACAUCAAAGACUUGGAGAUCAGACCUGAAGCUGGACUGACAAAGUCUUCUCAACUCACUCACCUCUUAACGCUAGAUGCAGACAAGUCAGACUUCAACUUCAAAGAAGGUCCCCUGCAUGAGACUGGUGCCCAGGCAGCUGCAGUCAGCCCAGCAACGGCCGUCUUCCAUCCAUCUCACACCCUUCUUGCCACUCAGAACUUCAUUGUAGUUGGUCUGCAGAAUGGAGACAUCCUAAAGUGUGAUACCAGCGUGUCGGCCAAUGCAAGCAAACUGAAUCUUGGUACUGGAAACCACCCAGAGACAGAGGUUGAGCGUCAAAGGAAUUUCAUUGGCCAGGAGGUUCCAACUGAGUUGUUCCGCAGUCACAAGUCUCCCCUGAUGUUUCUGGGAUUCCUUGGUAACCAUGGCAAUAUGGUUUCCAUGGAUACAAGCGGUCUGAUAUGCAUUUGGGAGAGCAACAGGGAAUGGUGGAGUCACUUUGGAUGGUUUGAGCCGAGCACCAAGUACUACCUGGAGCUGGCAGAGAGAGUUUACUCACCAAGAUCAGACGAUGAACAAAAGGUACAUUACAGUGACAAGGCUUUAGCAGAGAAGAAAGUCAGCAGACAGGAGAGGCAAGCGGCUCGAGAGAAGGCUACACAGAGGCUGGAAAACAUCAACAUGGAAGUGCUGUGGCAUAGAGAAGUAGAUACAAAAAAUGGCGCUGAGCUGCAGGUAUUCUGCCCUAGGAAGGUCCAGGAUGCAGGGAGUAUAUUUCAUGGUGUGGUCAGACAGUCUUCCACUGAGCAGCUUCUUAUGCAUUACACCUACUAUUGUAAACCGGCAAAGAAUUUCUGCAGUCAGGUGUUGAAGGUCCAACAAUCUGCAUGUGGUACGAAGUUAGUAUUUAUGAUACUUUUUCCUGCUUUCCCACCAAAAGGUCCGCAUAUCUCAUUCGUUGCGCUGGACAUCAGUGAGAUGAAAGUUGUGCGAGACACACGGAUUGAUCUGAAGCUAACGGAGGAGGAGCAUAACCGAUGUCUCAAUGAAAAUGUCUGCAGCUUCGGGAUGACUCCCGUAGUUGGAGUCACUGGUACUAUGUACAUCAUCGCAUGCGUUCUAGGUACUGUACGGGUGUAUUCGAUGGAGACCAGUUUUCAGAUCAUGUCGUCCGCUGUGGAGAUACAUCAAGGAGGCUCCAAGCUGAAGAAGUCUCUGGCUGAGAGAGCAACCAUACUGGUGUCAAUGGCUAAGGGUCAUAUCAGUAUCCUGACAUACACAGAAAAAUACAACUCUGUUGACAUCUUGCAGUUUGUUGACUAUAGUUCAGUUAAAUUAAGACGGAGAGUCUACGAGGCUUACUUGGACGGGAAAAAACAGAAGCCACUAGUGCCCUAUGAGCAGCAGCAUCAUUACAGGGUAUGGACCAUGGACAACGACGCCCAUCGUAAUGUGGAGCUCUACAUGCGCAGACUGGUGCUCCAGCUGUCCGAUAUUGCUGUCUAUGUAUCAGAAGGCUUGGAGAUAGACAAGGAUCGACUACAGCAGUUCUGGAACGAGGAUAAGAUAUCGGCCGAGAGUAAUCUGCUUCAAAGAAUCAUAGCACAAAAGAAGGGAAUCUCUGGGAAUAACGACUUAUCAACCGAAAGUUCUAACUCACGAUAAGGGAAAACAACAAUGCAAUGUUUAUAAGUAAACAACAAACUCAAGGUCACCGAAUUUGGGUCAGCCGCAAGUGAUGUUCAGACAGCUAUGGUGGGUGGGGUUGAUGUUGGAUUGGUGUGACAUGUGGACUCCCCUACAAUGAGUUCCUGGGACGGUUCUCUGAUGUAUCCCUGUGUUGUUGGCAAUAAAACCAUGUACUUUCCUUAACAAUCGCCAAUCAGUUGGCCAACUAUUCGGUUACAAACCUAUGUUUUGACUCCUCCACGUUUUGACACCCAUAUGUUUCGACACACAAAGUGUUUUUUCCUAUUCCUAACCUAGCAUGUCAAAUUGCAAGGGGGGUUGUCGGAACUUAGGGUUGUCGGAAUAUAGAGCAGUCGCCAACUAUUCAUUGAGCCAUUUUGGAGUUAGAUUUUAUUAAAGUCUGGUACAGUGACUUGCUUAUUCGCAACUUACCACUUAAAUUUUAAUUCCUCAGAAUAUAGAGACAGUUGCCAUAUCAGAUGCUUUUGGGCAAGUUUUUGUGUCGCAACCUCUAGAUGAGCAAACCCAGGUGCCAUUGUGCCAUACACAUUCAUUCUGAUUUGUGUAUGGACAUUCAUUCUGAAUUGUGUAUGGGUGUUCACCGUCUCUUAAAGGGUAAAUUCAAUUUACCCAGUCAGUUUCCCUUGUGGUUUAUAUUGAUAUCAUAAAAUAGAACUACGCAAAAGCUUGCCCAGAUCAUGUGGCGUAGCAAUUGUCUCGAUAGUCUGCUGAUGUUCAGGUGUAUCUAUCAUUUAAAACCAUUCAUCAUUUUAACCAUGAUACAGACCUUUAUCAUGGCGCCUCCAUCUUUUCUCCCAUUCAAACCAGUGUUACCAAAACUGAGGCUGAAAGGAGAAGCAGUCUGGUUCCUUUUUGUACAAUGAAUAUUAGCAUUCAUUACUGUUAUUGGAUGUAAGGAACAUGAUCAAGAUGGUGGCAGCAUCGCAUUAUAAUGGUCUAUUGAAGGAUCUUCAUUUGGAGGGUACCGUUUAUGCAAUGAAAAGAUAGUCUUUGUUAAAUUAGUCUUUCUGUAAGUUGAAGGGUUUGACUUGCUAUAACUGACUGUGGGAAUAUUUACUCAAUCAGUUUCCCUUGUGUUUUUUUUCUUCUUGAUCUUCAAGCUGUACCGUUAACUUGAAUGUGAUCCCUGGCUACACAGCACUCACAUGCUGAAUGGCUUCUGACUGGUACCUCUACAUUCCUACAAAGGUAUUGACAAAAUAGAGAGACCGCUAGCCUGCCUUGUUGGACUGUUAUGGCUCUCUUAGCUUCAGCCAUCAUAGUCGUCAUACUAUGAUGAGGACAAUGAUAAAAGAUAGCCAUAACGGCCCAACAAGGAGCAAGUUGGAGUACACACCCUGGUUCACUGAAGGUUGACUAUUCUCACUCGAACCCUAGCUGGUCCACCAUUGGUUGAUGUGGUCAACCAUUUGGAACCAGACUAGGGACCAUGGUUCCUUCAAUGGUCCUGAUAGCCUGUUUCAUGCUAUUAUGUGUAAAACUCAUAAGAGAACCAGUGACAGUGAAGCGAGAAGGCAGAAGGCAAUGGAAGUGUUGACUAGGCUUCCAAAGUGAAUUAUUAGAGUGAGUACGUCACUGCACAUGUACGUUCCUUGUCAGUGGUCAAUCAUGGACCGACUAAAUAUGUGCGCUCAAACUGGCUCAAUGUGGCUAGUAGACCACCAACAUAGGGCUAGAAGAAUAGCUCAUUGUUGCAGACCUACCAAGUCUCACGCAUUAGGCGUGAG